Prunus dulcis (almond) is the source of this 510-nucleotide messenger RNA. RefSeq names its product cysteine-rich repeat secretory protein 1-like. The record is from RefSeq and is a predicted model, not a curated record. NCBI's taxonomy places the organism in Eukaryota, Viridiplantae, Streptophyta, Magnoliopsida, Rosales, Rosaceae. The transcript has a single exon. The coding region runs from base 1 to 510 and encodes 169 amino acids.
AUGGCGCCAUUAAUGUUCUCCUUCAGAUUUCUGUUCUUCCUUUCUCCCGUUUUGUUCCUCAUGAUCAGCACUGAAUCUCAAUCCCCAUAUUGUUACAACGAUAAAGGCAACUACACCACCAAAAGUACCUACCAGACAAACCUCAACACCCUUCUCUCUUCUCUUUCUUCCCCCUCCAACAACGGUAAUGGCUACGGCUUCUACAACUCAUCCUACGGGGAAAACCCCGACCAGGUUUAUGCAAUCGGGCUAUGUCGAGGGGAUGUCACGGGGAACCCUUGCCGUUACUGCCUCAGUAACGCCACACAAAUCCUCACACAGUCCUGUCCCAAUCAAAAGCAAGCUUUCGUUGUAUUUGACCACUGCACGCUUCGCUACGCCAGCCGCUCCAUCUACGGAGCCAUGGAAACUUUCCCUCCUUUCCGGUGGUAUAACGUACAGAACGUGUCCUACGACGUCGACGGGUUUUUUCAAGAGCAGAGUGUCAAUGAGCUGUACAUUCCUAAUUAG